Molecule: messenger RNA, 3076 nt
Organism: Daucus carota subsp. sativus
Lineage: Eukaryota; Viridiplantae; Streptophyta; Magnoliopsida; Apiales; Apiaceae
Product: DNA mismatch repair protein MSH4
Exons: 23
Coding region: 190-2577 (795 amino acids)
Biological process (GO): mismatch repair; reciprocal meiotic recombination
Cellular component (GO): nucleus
Molecular function (GO): ATP binding; ATP-dependent DNA damage sensor activity; mismatched DNA binding
Source: RefSeq, a predicted model, not a curated record
UCGUGUAUCCAAACGGCUCCCGACCCAGUUUCAUCCUUAACGGUACGGUGCGCGUCUCUCGUCUCUCGUCUCGUCCGGCUGGAAAGCCCCUUGCCACGUAAAAGGUCACGUUGUACUAUAUAAUAUCGACACGCAUUCAAAUUGAACAUUAGUUGUUUUGGGUUUACGGCAGCAAUUAGUUAGCUGAAAAUGGAAGACGACGCCUCUGAGAAAUCAACAUUCGUUGUCGCUCUCAUUGAAAAUCGUGCCAAAGAGGUUGGUGUGGCUGCUUUCGAUCUGAGAUCAGCCUCGUUACAUCUUUCUCAGUACAUAGAAACUAGUAGGUCGUAUCAGAAUACAAAGACAUUGAUGCAUUUCUAUGAUCCCAUGGUGAUUAUUGUUCCUCCUAACAAGGUGGCGCCUGAUAGUAUGGUUGGAGUAUCAGAGCUUGUAGACAGGUUCUAUUCUACAACUCGGAAGGUUGUAAUGAUGCGUGGUUGCUUUGAUGACACCACGGGUGCGGUGCUCGUAAAAAGUUUAGCUGCAAAGGAGCCCUCUGCACUUGGCUUGGAUAGUUAUUACAAGCAAUAUUAUCUAUGUUUGGCUGCAGCUGCUGCCACUAUUAAAUGGAUAGAAGCAGAAAAAGGAAUUAUCAUUACAAACCACUCUCUACUUGUUACAUUUAACGGAUCGUAUGACCACAUGAAUAUUGAUGCCACUAGCGUCCAUAAUUUGGAAAUAAUUGAGCCAUUGCAAUCUACUCUUUGGGGCACAACCAACAAGAAAAGAAGUCUGUUCCAAACUCUGAAGACAACAAGAACUAUUGGAGGGACUAGACUUCUUCGAGCUAACCUUUUGCAGCCUCUAAAGGAUGUUGGGACCAUAAAAGCUCGACUUGAUUGCCUGGAUGAAUUAAUGACCAAUGAGCAGCUGUUUUUUGGACUCUCACAGGCUCUUCGAAAGUUUCCCAAAGAAACUGAUAGGGUCCUCUGCCACUUCUGCUUCAAGCCAAAGAAAGUUACAAGAGAAGUUUUGGGCAUUGAUAAUGCCAGAAGCAGCCAAGUGUUAAUAUCCAGCAUUAUUCUUCUAAAAACAGCUCUAGAUGCCUUGCCAUUACUGUCGACUGUGCUUAAGGAUGCGAAGAGCGUUCUUCUUGGAAAUGUUUACAAUUCUGUAUGUGAGAAUGAGAAGUAUGCCUCCAUCAAGAAAAGAAUUGGUGAAGAGAUCGACGAAGAUGUGCUACACGCACGUGUUCCUUUUGUUGCCCGUACGCAGCAGUGCUUUGCUGUCAAAGCUGGAAUAGACGGAAUGCUAGAUAUCGCACGAAGAACAUUUUGCGACACCAGUGAAGCAAUACACAGUCUCGCCAACAAGUAUCGUGAAGAAUAUAAGCUUCCAAAUUUAAAGAUCCCAUUUAACAACAGACAGGGAUUUUACUUUAGUAUUCCACAAAAGGACGUACAAGGGAAACUUCCUAGCAAGUUCAUUCAGGUUGCGAAUUACAACUAUUUUAAAAUAUAUAGUCUAGCAUUUCUAAUUUAUUUGAUUCCAAUACAAUGUUCAGGUGGUGAAACAUGGGAACAAUAUACAUUGCUCAACGCCAGAGCUUGCUUCAAACUGAUGGAUGCAAUUCGAAAAGAGGUGUCUGCACUCACUUUGCUUGCUGAAGUCUUAUGCCUUCUGGAUAUGAUUGUUAAUUCGUUUGCAAAUAUGAUAUCUACUAAGCCUGUUGAUAGAUAUACGAGACCGCGAUUUACAGACAAUGGCCCAUUAGCAAUCGAUGCUGGAAGACAUCCUAUUCUAGAGAGCGUGCACAAUGAAUUUACUCCCAACAAUUUAUUUCUUUCUGAAGCAUCAAACGUUGUCAUUGUCAUGGGGCCAAACAUGAGUGGGAAAAGUACUUAUCUUCAGCAAGUGUGUCUAAUAAUCAUCCUAGCCCAAAUUGGGUGCUACGUUCCUGCCAACUUUGCCACUCUUAGAGCAGUUGAUCGCAUUUUUACAAGAAUGGGGACCGGAGAUAAUCUCGAAUCCAACUCUAGUACUUUUAUGACUGAGAUGAAGGAAACAGCUUUUAUUAUGCAGAAUGUUUCAGAAAGGAGUCUGAUUGUGAUGGAUGAACUGGGUAGGGCCACUUCUUCUUCCGAUGGGUUUGCAAUUGCAUGGAGCUGCUGUGAACAUCUAUUGUCACUAAAAGCGUAUACUAUAUUUGCAACUCAUAUGGAGAACCUAUCAGAAUUAGCUACCAUCUACCCUAAUGUUAAUAUUCUUCAUUUUCAUGUUGAAGUGAAAAACAAUCGUUUGGAUUUUAAGUUUCAACUGAAGGAUGGCCUGCGGCAUGUACCACACUAUGGUCUAUUGUUAGCAGGAGUGGCAGGGUUGCCGGGCUCAGUGAUAGAAACUGCUAGAAGCAUCACAUCACAGAUUACAUCAAAGGAAACGAAGAGAAUGGGGGUGAACUCUGAGCAGUACCAUGGAAUCCAAAAGGCGUACCGUGUUGCACAACAGCUAAUAUGUCUGAAAUAUUCCAGCCAAGAUGAAGAUUCUAUCCGACAAGCAUUACAAAAUCUAAAAGAAAGCUAUAUUGCUGGAACUCUUUAAAGUUUCACAGACUUAAUUUUCCUUCUGAGCUACCAGGGCAGAACCUUAACAUAGCUUAAAAGUGCUUAUGAAUAAUGAGGAUAUUGAACAUCUCUACCGGGUGGAGGUACAUCCUCCGGCUUUGAAGUUGCAGACAGCUUAGGGGAGUGGUUACAAUAGGCUUACAAGGCAGCCCAGGGACACGGCGUGCUAGAACAGAUGUAUUCUUGGAAAUCAUCAUUCCUUCUUCAAGGUACUCUGUGAUUGGAAGACAGGAAAAAAAUGUACAACAGGAUAGCAAUAAGAUCAGUUGAUAGAGAAGAUGGUACACUCUAUAGUUUGCGCGGCCACUUCUCACAGUCAUUGUCAAACACAUAUUAGCACAUACAUUCACUGUGUGUGCAUGAAUUGAAAAGCAAACUUUACUUGUACAAAUUUGAAAGAUUCAGACAAACCUUCAUCAGUCUGAGCAUUGGUAAAAAGCAGAUCAAUAUCAGUACCAAAUGCUUGUUUUUGAAUA